AUGCAAAUCGAGGAUUUAUCCACGGAUGGGUUUCCAGCUUGGUCAUCAUUCGUGUGCUCACCGAAUAUAACAAAAUUAGAAGCAGAAACUUUAAAAAGAGGCAAAUCAAAUGGUAAAACAAAAGAAAAAGAUAAAGCGACACCUUUGCCUCCAGAACAUAUCACUCAAACUUCAACAAAUGACUUAGCAUCUGGUGAUUGGACCGAAAAACAAGAGGUUUGGCCUUGUUUUAUAUUUAAUCCAAAAAACAUUCGGUUCAUUCCUGGUGAAGUGGAUCAAAUAAUUUUAAUAGCUUAUGAUGAUAAAGAACUUGUUAAGACAAGUCCAAACGGUUUAUUAUUUGGUAUAUUUGAUGAAGAAAGAAAUAUGUCUAGUAUUCAACCUUUUAUUGGUCCAAUACCUUCUGUAAACACUUUUACUUUCACAAGAAGUGUAAGACAUAAUUUAUAUGAUGGCUUCCAUUCUUCUUUCUUUGUUAACAUGCAAAAUAUUGUUAAACAAGAUGAACCUUUUGGUCAAAAAAACAUUUUAGCAAGAUUUCUAUAUUCUCCAGAUACUUAUUUAACAACGACUUAUACGGAGAAGAGGCCAUAUACUCUAUACGACCUAGUCUCCUCCGUUGGUGGUCUUACGACAUUUACUAUGGCGCUCUGGUAUUUUUUGUUUGGGAGGGGCAAGUAUUGUUCAUGGGGAAUAGUCCAGCGAUAUUUGCUACAUACUUCACCAGAUGCGAAGAAAAGAGAUAAUAAUCAUUUAUUACCUAUUUCUUACGACGAUACAAAAUUCAUGGAAAGUCAAAUGAGCAGCAACACACUUGUUGGUUCACCGUGUACAAUAACCGGAAAACCGAUUUCAUCAUCACCAACUCCUAUAAAUGGUAAUACGCAUACACCUUCAUUAUAUUAUUUCCCAUCUACAGGAACUCCAGCACUUUCUCAUCCGAUUUCAGGGUCAAAGAGUCUAAGUAAAAGAAUUGAUGCUAGAAUCAAUCAGAAACUUUGGUUUGUUGAACAAACCUUAAGUCGUCAUUAUCUUUCUGGAUUUAGAUUACCUUUAUUUCCGCCAACUAUUCAUCUUAAUUGGAAUAAUUUCAAUUCAGGUGCCCGUUCUCCCGAUCAGAAUAGUCUUAGACAAGUUCAAUCGUCCUUCCCUAGAAUCAGUUCUUUAAAUCCAGAGGAACUUGGACCAAAAGUAUCUAUACGUCAAGUGCCUCUUGAAAAGAAUUCUAUGGGAAGAAAUGAAAUAAAUAAUGAACCAACUGAUAUAGCUGAUGGAUAUUUUAUUUCAAAAGAAUCAACAUCAACACCAUCAACAUCUCACUUACCUAAUAUUCCUGCGCAAUCACUAUCCCGUAAAACAAUCUCUAUUAUCACAAAGUAA
This is a messenger RNA of Funneliformis geosporum, 1380 nucleotides long. The record is from the annotation of a GenBank genome assembly. Lineage: Eukaryota; Fungi; Glomeromycota; Glomeromycetes; Glomerales; Glomeraceae.